Ceutorhynchus assimilis (cabbage seed weevil) is the source of this 1233-nucleotide messenger RNA. The record is from the annotation of a GenBank genome assembly. Lineage: Eukaryota; Metazoa; Arthropoda; Insecta; Coleoptera; Curculionidae.
AUGAAUAAAAAUAAAGAAAAUCAUAAUGCCAACACGAACACAGACAAAAUUACGCUGAGUCAAGUCAGUGUUGCCGUAAAUCAGGCUCUAGCACCGCAGCCCGUCCCUGAACCAGCAUCGGACAAUGUAGUAGCAACAGCCCAUCAAUUAUUUUCGGAUGACAAAAAUAGAAAAGAUGAAGAAUGGAUUGAGAUGAGUAGACAUUUGGAUUUUGGUGUGCAACCAGCAAUGAACGAGAUCUAUAAUAGAUGCUUGGUCAUGAUAGAAAAUACUGUGCUAUCCCUUGGUGGUAAAAACUUACAAGAAUAUGGUUUGCCACGGCCAAAUAGAUCUGGAGACGUUGUACAAAAUCGUGAGUACAUGGCAGAGACUAAUUACAACCUAGAUAAGCUGCGAGAAACUGUUUCUAUCGACGAAGCUUCAUUAACGGACGAGCAACAUGCUCCAGGUGGAACCGGCAGAACUUUUCUCAUCAACUGUCUUUUGGCAAAAGUAAGAUUGGAAGGAAUCGCUGUGGCAGCUGCAUCUUCAGGCAUUGCGGCAACACUGUUAGAAGGAGGGAAAACGGCGUAUGCAGCCUUUAAAUUACCUCUCAAUCUCAAUCAUGUAGAGACCCCUAUGUGUUACAUCUCGAAACAAAGUAAUAUGGCUAAAGUUCUACAAGAAUGCAAGCUCAUUGUUUGGGAUAAGAGUCCAAUGUCGCAUAAAAGUGGUUUUGAAGCUCUCAAUAACUCACUUAAGGACCUUCGAAAUUCAAGUGAUUUGAUGGGAGGAGUAACGGCGCUUUUGGCUGGUGAUUUUCGUCAAACUUUGCCUGUUGUACCCAGAGGAACGCGAGCAAAUGAGGUCAAAGCAUGUAUCAAAGCAUCUUAUCUUUGGCCUAAAACAACUAAACUCUCCCUUACUAAAAACAUGCGAGUACACCUAAAAGGCGAUAUUUCCGCAGACAUUUUUUCGGAAAUACUGUUGAAAAUUGGAGAUGGAAACUGCAUUGAAUCAGAAGGCAAGAUUACUAUACCUACAGGUUUAGAUUUCAAAUCUGUUGAUUCAGUGCUACAAGAUGAUAAUGCUGUUCAUCAUCCAUCAGAGUUUCUCAACACCCUUAAUCCUCCAGGUUUUCCAGCACAUCAACUUAUUUUGAAAAUUGGAACACCGAUAAUGUUAUUACGGAAUCUAAAUCCUCCUAAGUUGUGUAAUGUUGUGCAAUGUGCAUCCAUUUUGCGCAAUAUUUAA